This is a messenger RNA of Oikopleura dioica, 1227 nucleotides long. Lineage: Eukaryota; Metazoa; Chordata; Appendicularia; Copelata; Oikopleuridae. The record is from the annotation of a GenBank genome assembly.
AUGAGAAAUAAUCUUCACACAUUCUGUUUAAUAUUUAUAUCGUCAUUUUUAAUUUCUAGUGCACAAGCGAACCCACUCAGUGAAAAGAGGCCAUUGCUUGGGGAAGAUGAACACGGUUUACCUCCUAAAAACUUGCAAGAUGAAAAUGAAAUAUACGACCCUAACCUACUUCAUACCGAAAAAUCUCCUGUAGAUAGUCCAGAAACUAGCAAUUCAGAAGUUCCGCCGGCUGAAAACCCUGAGCAAUCUAAAGAAUUAACAGAUGAAGCUCAUUCUCCUGACAACGAUCUUUCCACUAAUGGUCUUGUCCCUCAAGCUCCAGGCUCUGACAAUGUCGAUGAUGAUCAUUCUAAUCAGAAAUCUAUCGAUUAUCCAGAAUCCGAACCUCAAGGAAGUAAUUUAGAUCCUCAAGAGUCUAAGACGGAUGAAUCUGAUGAUAAACAAAAUUCUCCUCCGAACGAGGAGCCGACUAAAGUAGAAAAAACUGACGAGUCGGAAGAGGAAGAUACAUCUACUUUGCCGCCGAGCGAAAUCAACGAGGAAGACAUAAAAACAGAAGACAGCGAACUCCUGGAGGACAAUACUGAAACUACUACAGGCGGUGAUGUGGAAGAAUUCGAAGAGCAUGAACCUUUACCAACAGAAGAAUCUAUGAACGGUGAAGAUGAUGACGAGGGCAAAUUGGACGACGAAGAGAGCGAUACCGAGGAGGAGGGAGACCCCCAAGAAGAUCCAGUAGAUGACGAGGAAGAUAUCCAAGAUGAUCCAGAAGAUGAUAUCGACGAGGAUGAGGAAGAGUCUGAAUAUACCGAGAACGAAUAUGAGGAAGACGAAGACGAAGAACAGACUUUUCUGGAAGAUGAUGCUACUUCAGAAAGUGAUCACUACGGAGAAGUAAUCGGUAGUAAUGAGGAAGUCAAAGAGGACUAUGUGGGGCACGAGUUAAGAAACGAGAUCAAUGAUGAUCGCUUUUCGCCACCUGCGCAAAAACUAUUCGGACUUGUUGCCAUCAUUGUCAUGGCAUCGAUGUUGGUAUAUUUCCUGAAAUUCCAACGACCCAGUUUGGAGAAGAAAGGCGAGACGAGGUAUCAACCGCUGAACAAUGUUGACGACUCGCCUGAACACGUACGAAUGAGUUUGCUCAACGGGGCCUCGGGUGACGCUGACGACUUCGACGACGAAGAAGAAGACGAAGUUUGGAACUGGGAUAGACAAGGCAGUCGGUGA